AUGCCGGGUCUUUCACUCUGGCUCGUUCCCUACGACAAUAGUCCUUUCACAAAAACAACACAAGAACUCAUCUCCGAGACAGUGCCCAAACAAUUCGACCUGGAAAAUCCACAUGCAUUUCCACCACAUGUAACAAUAACCUCUGAUAUCCCAGAAGAAGCUCUUCAAGGCAAACAACCUCAAGAAUGGCUUGAAAGUCUUCAGCUUCCAUCAGACUUCAAGAAAGAGCACAAUGAAGUCCUUCUCGAGCUCGAUACAGUAGAAGCCGAAGAUCCAUUCUUCCGGAAAUUGAACAUCGCGCUCAAGGAGAAUGAGAAUCUGAGGAAACUUGUGGCUGUCUGUCGACAGGCAGCUGGUCUAGAGGCUGACCAUUUCGCGAAGAGUGAAUAUCGUCCCCAUCUUUCGCUUAUGUAUGCAGAGCUACCUACGAAGGAUGUCAGGAACAAGGUGGCAUUGAUUGAGAUGAAGAUUGGAUUUGCCUUUGGGUGA
Pseudocercospora fijiensis CIRAD86 is the source of this 489-nucleotide messenger RNA. RefSeq lists its product as uncharacterized. Gene Ontology annotation, biological process: cyclic nucleotide metabolic process. The transcript has a single exon. Lineage: Eukaryota; Fungi; Ascomycota; Dothideomycetes; Mycosphaerellales; Mycosphaerellaceae. The record is from RefSeq and is a predicted model, not a curated record. Gene Ontology annotation, molecular function: 2',3'-cyclic-nucleotide 3'-phosphodiesterase activity. Bases 1 to 489 code for a protein of 162 amino acids.